UUGAAGAGCAGAUUGUGUACUGAAGGCUCCCAAUCGCUUUCAGAAGCUAAUAAAGGGCGACUUCAGCUCAGUUCACUGCCAAGGAGUGACCUUCAGAGACCAUGGCCCAGAGUCUGCAAGAGGAGGUGACCUGUCCGGUUUGUCUGGAAAUUUUCUUAAGCCCCAUUUUACUCCCCUGUGCACACAUUUUCUGCUUUCAUUGCGUGCAAAGAUGGAUGCUAGAACACAGGGAUCUGAAAUUGACCUGCCCCGUGUGUCGAGGGGUAAGUGACAGCCCCCCUUUGGAGGAAUGGCAAAUUGGAGCACUAUCACUUCUGUUCACACAGCACAGUGCCCUACUGGAGAAAAGUCUGCACGUAAGCAAUGAGUUGUUGAGGUUCCGGGAGGAUAUGACCCUGGAUACAAGCACCGCCCACUCCUUCCUCAUCCUCUCUGAUGACCUCAAGAAUGUUCGGUGUGGGAAGAUCUGCCGCAACCCAGUGGAAGAUCCCCAGAGGUUCACCCACCUGGCUUGUGUCCUGGGCACCCCAUGCUUCUCCUCCGGCUGCCAUUACUGGGAGGUCGAAGUGGGACAGGCGGAGGAGUGGACCCUGGGGAUCUGCCAGGAAUCAGUCGACAGAAAGAGAAAGGCCGGUUUCUCCUCCGAGCAUGGCUUCUGGUUUAUCAGCAUGAAAGCAGGGACCAUCUAUACCAGCUCCUUCCCAGAAACCAGAAUUCCUGCGAGCCCUGAACUUAGCCACGUAGGAAUUUUUUUAGAUGUUGAGAUGGAAGAAAUCAAGUUUUUUGAUGUGAGAGGUAAUGCCCUCAUCUAUACACACAGUCAUCUCUCAUGUGUGGAGCCUUUGCGUCCAUUCUUCUGUCCCGAGCUGCCUAGAGAAAGUGACAGUGGUGCCUCCCUGAAACUCUGCUCAUGAGAAACUCAGCACUUCCUAGAAGAUUUCUCAGAGGUGAAUGAGACCUUUGACUCGAGAAAGGGCAGAAUGACCUAGAGAGAGACCAUGUGUGUAGUAGAAAGGUUGUGCCGAUUUUUGAAAUAGAUUUUGUAGACUUUGCAGCUGAAGAGUUUUUGGGGUGCAUUUUGUAGACUUCGUAGCUAAAGAACUAUGGGGUCUUAGGGGGUGUUAGUAAGCACUCGAAGCCCCAGUUUUCCUAGUCUUCAAGUGGGGAUCAUUAUAUCUCUCAGCCAAAUAGCUGUGAUGAUCAGAGACGAUG
Molecule: messenger RNA, 1212 nt
Organism: Lynx canadensis (Canada lynx)
Lineage: Eukaryota; Metazoa; Chordata; Mammalia; Carnivora; Felidae
Gene: RFPL4B
Product: ret finger protein like 4B
Exons: 1
Coding region: 102-914 (270 amino acids)
Molecular function (GO): protein binding
Source: RefSeq, a predicted model, not a curated record